Molecule: messenger RNA, 642 nt
Organism: Saccoglossus kowalevskii
Lineage: Eukaryota; Metazoa; Hemichordata; Enteropneusta; Harrimaniidae
Product: sulfotransferase 1E1-like
Source: RefSeq, a predicted model, not a curated record
AUGGUGGAUGCUAAAACUAUCGCCAACUCUGGGCUCGACUUGCAAGUUGACAAAAUCAGAAGGUUUCAAGUGAGGUCAGAUGAUAUGUUUGUUAUAACAUAUCCAAAGUCCGGGACAACAUGGAUGAAAGAACUCGUUCCAUUGGUGUUAAACGGUGGUGACAUAGAAGCCAUUAAAGACAUAGCCUCCGAUGUCAGAAUGCCUUACAUAAACUUUGCUCUGACCAGUGACCCGCUUCUGAAACAAGACCUCGCUGAAUUAGGUGUCAUCUAUGUCAGUCGUAAUCCAAAGGAUGUGGCUGUUUCCUGUUUUCAUUUUGUCCAAGCAGUGACCUCCUCACGCAGUUCACCAGGUUACGAGAAUUUUAGCGCCUUUUUACCUGAUUUUAUCAGUGCUAAAAAUGAUGCACAAUGUGUGAUUUACGAUGGUUCACUGUGGAAAGACCAUUUUCUACACUGGUGGAGUCGAAGACACGAUAUGAAUGUCCUUUUCAUGUUUUAUGAAGAUAUGAAACAGGUAAAGUUGGUGGUUGGGAGAACUAUCACUGUAGCUGAGAGUGAAUUAUUUGAUACACAUUACAAAGUUUGGAUUAACGACAAUGAUUUGAAGAUGCAAUUUGACCUCACACAACGGGAUAUAUAA